Trichobilharzia szidati is the source of this 543-nucleotide messenger RNA. NCBI's taxonomy places the organism in Eukaryota, Metazoa, Platyhelminthes, Trematoda, Strigeidida, Schistosomatidae. The record is from the annotation of a GenBank genome assembly.
AUGCUAUCAACUGACAACGGCUCAAACAAAUCAUCUUUCCGUAAAUCUGAGGAGAAUUUAUCUGCAACAAAUGAAGAGUCAUUUUUGAAAAACUGUGAUCGGAGAAUACUGAAAAAUUUCACUGAUAUUUCGAAAUAUGAUAAACGUGUAGGUUGUGUCAUGUCAUUGUUGGCUAAUUGUGUAACCCUCGUAAGUGAUUGUGUUCUCUAUCAUACUCAUUAUAAUUGCAAUAAUCAUCGUUAUAGCCCCACACUUCUUUGGGUCGUACGACUUGAAUCCUGUUGUUCACUUUAUAAUGACUAUGGUAUUUUGCGUGUUAGCCAUAGCCAGUGGAUAUCUUAUCGUAAUUUCUACAUAUUUCAGAGAAAAACUGAUUACUGCUUUAAUUACUCUUCUCAUUUAUGGAAUAUGUUGCUCUAUUUGUCUGUCCAUUUUCUUUACCAGUGCUACACUUGUGGAUGUUAUUCUGGGUUGGGUUGCAGCUGUUGUCAUAUGUGCAUGUGGAGUAUUUUUAGGGGCAAUGAUAAAGAAAGAUUUGAUUAA